GCCUUGCCUUGCGGGGAAUCCGUUGGGAAGGGAAAAGGCCUUGGAUCCCUCCCCAGCUGCGGGCGGAGCGUGCGGCCCCGGGCCCGGCCCGGCCGCGCUUCCGGCGCCGCGGCUCCAUGGACGCCAACCUGCGCUUCUGGAGGGCCGAGGGGCAGUCUUUCUUCCAGAGGUUUUUCCUCUGGGCGGACGCCUUGGAUCCGCUGCUGCUCCUCAAGUCCCCCAAUGAAAUAAAAAGAACCAGGUUAUUAAUACAGAUCAAUGAGAAGACCCCAAGUGAGCCCAUACAGAAUAAUCAGACCAAACAAGCCUUCUUGCUAAGCCUGUCCAGCGUACAUCCUGACACAGACAAGAUAAUUCCUGUUUUGUUUAGACCUCCAGCUUUCAUGCCCAUAACUCUUCCCUUGGUCAUCGUUUCAUCUGUUCAGCGCCACGCAAGGCAUUCUUUUUUUUGGCAGUUUGUGUUUCACACAUACACCACAGCAUUCACUCUGAUAAAUGGAAAUGGCACACCAAAGGCUGAAGAAUACUCAGUUCAGCAAAAGCAGCUCUUGCUUGGCUUGGGAGCCAUUUCCUAUUCAGCCUGUGUUGGUGCGCUCCCUCUUGCCUUCGUGAAUCGUUUUGCUUUGAAGAGCUCAUUAAUGCAACUUGUCGUCAGAAAGCUGCUGCCUGCUCCUCUGCUUGGUUUGACAAGUGCAUUUACUGUGGCAAUGGUGAGAAGCCCGGAGUUUGAGAAUGGGAUAGAAGUGAUGGACAGGAAUGGCAAGGUUAUAGGAGUGUCUAAGAAGGCUGGUGAGAAGGCCGUUAUGGAAACAGCAAUGUCCAGAGCAGUCUUGUUUGGGACAACGUUCUUCCUGCCAGAAGUGCUCAUGUACUGUGUGCAGAGAGCAAGAUUUGUUAAAAACCCUCGUGCUUUGGGUCCCGUGAGGAUGUUUGUGAUUAUGUCAGUCCUAGCAGGGAUGCUGCCAGUCUCCUUUAGUAUGUUCCCACAGUGUGGGGAGAUAAAGCGAGCAGACCUUGAACCAGAAAUUCUGUCAUCUACAGAAGAAACAGAGUUCUUCUACAACAGGGGAAUUUAGAGCCUGGCUUUUAUAUAGAAAUGUGUGCUCUGAUCCAAGUGAAUUCUGAAUGCACCACUGGAAUUUGUGACUGAAUUGUGGUUCUGUGGUGGCAAAGGUGCCAGAUCUGGUGAACAAUGGUGUGGCCUGUAAAGAGGCAGAACUCGGCAACGUGGCUUUGCCAGCCCCAGCCUGGAGGCACAUAGACACACCUCACCUGAUGCUGAGAAGUGCUAGAAAUGCACUGUAACACAGCCUUUGUCACAACCUGUGUUCUGUGCUUCCUCAGAUGAUUGAGUUCUUAAUUAAAUGACUGUUGAGU
Messenger RNA from Taeniopygia guttata (zebra finch), 1377 nucleotides. Lineage: Eukaryota; Metazoa; Chordata; Aves; Passeriformes; Estrildidae. The record is from RefSeq and is a predicted model, not a curated record.